Molecule: messenger RNA, 417 nt
Organism: Caenorhabditis remanei
Lineage: Eukaryota; Metazoa; Nematoda; Chromadorea; Rhabditida; Rhabditidae
Exons: 3
Coding region: 1-417 (138 amino acids)
Molecular function (GO): protein binding; RNA binding
Source: RefSeq, a predicted model, not a curated record
AUGUCGCGUUUUCGUAUACCGCGUUCACCGUUUUGGCUCCCUCCAUGUGAAGACGAUGAAAUUGACUUUUUUCUCAAAGAUGCUAUAACUCAUAAUGGGCAUCAUUUGGAAAACUUGAGUCCGUCCAUCACUGAGAAGUAUACGUCGUUUUUGAAUCAGCCUAAAAUUUUGCAUGUAUGGGAUACAAUAACUUACGAAACCGUUCCACUACCGAUUAUAAUACACGAUUACAUUGCAACGUAUACAAGAAUGUCAAAUAAUAGAAGAAGUGUAGCAGAAGUGUAUCUGGAAGACUAUGGCUACACCCUAACAUUUCCAUUCUCUCCAGUAAUAGCGGAUGUUCUAGGUCGUUACCACCCAAUAGAAGUGUGUGCAGUUCGUAUUCAAAACCCUUCAAUAAACUCGGACAUUGAUUAA